Molecule: messenger RNA, 3524 nt
Organism: Myxocyprinus asiaticus (Chinese sucker)
Lineage: Eukaryota; Metazoa; Chordata; Actinopteri; Cypriniformes; Catostomidae
Product: solute carrier family 15 member 1-like
Exons: 22
Coding region: 16-2160 (714 amino acids)
Biological process (GO): transmembrane transport; oligopeptide transport
Cellular component (GO): membrane
Molecular function (GO): dipeptide transmembrane transporter activity
Source: RefSeq, a predicted model, not a curated record
AAAGAAGAAGGAAAUAUGAAGAAGCCCAAGAAAAGGAUGGAGUGCUGUGGAUAUCCUCUCAGUAUAUUUUUUAUUGUGGUGAAUGAGUUCUGCGAGCGUUUCUCCUACUAUGGCAUGAGAGCUGUGUUGGUGCUGUACUUCAGGUACUUUCUGCACUGGGAUGACGAUUUUGCCACGACCAUCUACCACACGUUUGUAGCUCUGUGCUAUCUAACACCCAUACUGGGGGCCAUAAUCGCUGACUCAUGGCUGGGCAAGUUCAAGACUAUCACAUACCUAUCCAUAGUGUACACCAUUGGUCAGGUGGUCAUGGCUCUCAGUGCCAUCCAUGACUUCACAGACUACGAUAAAGAUGGCACUCCAGAUAACAUGACUCUACAUAUUGCCUUGUCCAUGCUGGGGCUCAUAUUUAUUGCCUUGGGAACAGGUGGGAUUAAACCCUGUGUGGCAGCGUUUGGAGGGGAUCAGUUUGAAGAUCAUCAGGAGAAACAAAGAAGUACUUUCUUCUCCAUUUUCUAUCUGUCCAUAAACGCUGGCAGUCUUCUCUCCACUCUCAUCACACCAAUUCUGAGAGCUCAGGAGUGUGGUUUCCACACUAAGCAGAAAUGUUACCCACUGGCUUUCGGAGUCCCGGCGGCUCUCAUGGUGGUUGCCCUCAUUGUGUUCAUCGUAGGGAAAGGCAUGUACGUCGUGGAUGAACCUAAGGGAAACGUCCUGCUGAAAGUCAUGAAAUGCAUUGGAUUUGCAAUUAAGAACCGUUUCAAGCACCGCAGUAAGAAUUUCCCAAAGAGAGAACACUGGAUGGACUGGGCCGAAGAGAAAUAUGAUAAACUCCUGAUUGCUCAAGUGAAGAUGGUAUUGAAGGUUAUGUUUCUCUACAUCCCGCUGCCAAUGUUCUGGGCUUUAUUUGACCAACAGGGUUCCCGCUGGACUCUCCAGGCCACCACUAUGGAUGGUGACUUUGGAGCUUUUGUCAUUCAGCCAGAUCAAAUGCAGACCGUGAACCCUAUUCUGAUUGUGAUUAUGGUGCCGAUCAUGGACAAUUUAUUGUACCCACUUAUCAAAAAAUGCCAUCUUAACUUCACGCCCCUACGGAAGAUAACUGUGGGUAUGCUGUUGGCUGCAUUAGCAUUUGUGGCUGCUGCUCUUUUGCAGAUUCAAAUUGACAACUCACUGCCCAGCUUCCCAUCCCCCUCUGAAACCCAAGUCAAGUACCUGAACUUACAGAAUAGUCAUCUGCAAGUUGCAGUGGCUGGACAAGAACCAUUUGUUGUGCCUAGUUUUCAGACCUCAGGUGAAUAUAUGACUUAUAAGAAAGAGAGCUUUACUGUCUCUGUUAACGGAGAAACCGCUGUUACUGCUGAGUUCAGGAAAGGAUCCAGACAAACUGUUUCAAUUAACGCUUUUGGAAUCCACGCGAUUCUUGAAGAUUUAUCUGAAAAACCACUGGAUGGUAAUAAUGCUAUUAGGUUUUCGAAUGCCCAUCCCACAAAACUAAACAUCACAUCAAAGUCUUUCGAACUGGAUUUUAUCUCUCCGUUUGAAACAUCAAACUACUCCUUGGUUGCUCAGGGCAAAGCCCUCUUCACUAUUAGGAACAUGAACGGAGAUGCAUGCAGCUGCACCAUGGAGUUGGGCUUUGGUAGUGCCUACACGGUCGUGGUCCCCAGCAACUUCACUUUUGGAGAAAACUGCGCAGACUACAUUAUACCAAUAGAGGAUAUACCGCGCAACAGAAUCCACAUGGCCUGGCAGAUCAUCCAGUACUUUGUGUUGACAUGCGGAGAAGUGGUCUUCUCUGUCACUGGCCUGGACUUCUCCUAUUCACAGGCACCAAGCAACAUGAAGUCAGUUCUUCAAGCUGGUUGGCUAUUUACUGUUGCUGUGGGCAACAUCAUUGUGCUCAUCGUGGCUGAGGCAGGCACACUUCCAGAACAGUGGACAGAGUACCUGCUGUUCGCCUCACUCCUGGUAGCCGUGAGUAUAAUCUUUUCCAUCAUGGCUUACUUCUACACCUACAUUGACCCGGCGGAGAUUGAGGCUCAAUUUUUAGAGCACGAGCCAGAAGACAAGGAGAAGAAAGCGCUUGAGAUGACAAGGCGAGACUCUGUUUCAAGCUCACACAGCAAGAAGUCAGAGGGCAAACAGACGAAAAUCUAGAUCCCUCACUUCCUCUUCCUCCUGCUGUAAUUGUAUUAAAAGUGUUGGUAUCUGUUUCACUGUACUGCUGAUCAAAGAGUUUGAUUUGCCAUUUUCUUAACAUGGUUAGGCUCAGAAAGUCAUUAUGGUAGAAAAGCUGAUCCUAAAUCAGCCCAAAAAUAAAUUCCAAGAAAAGUCCAAAUCUACACGGAAUGGUGUGUUUAGGAUGGCUGACAGGGUCAGUAGGUUUGGUAGUGUUAAGUUUAAUGUUAAAGUGGUCAAGUGGCACUCUCAGAUGUGUUGGUGACUUUGCAGGUGGUCGUAUUUAUUAGUGUAUUAUGUUACUAUCAAUUAGUAGAUGAAUAGAAACAAGUGUUGCCUUUUUUAGGGGGGAAAAGCAGGCAAUGCAAUGUAGCACUGCCAUGGAAAACAAUAAAACAGCAGACUGAAUUGAAGACAAACAAUUUGAAGUGGAAAUGCAACAAAUUGCUAUUAAUUUCCUUCUUUUAUGCUAAUCGAGCAACACUUGUUUCGGUAAUCGUGUAUUGAACCUUUCAGAAAAAGUCUAAAGUGAUAUAAUGUGUCUUUAUUAAACAUUCAUCUAUGAUAAGUAAUGGGUAAGACAUGGUACUGUGAAGAGUUUUAGUAAAUGGAAUUCAUUUUGCACCUUGUAGUUAAAGGAAUAUUCCAUGUUCAAUACAAAUUAGGCUCAAUCGACAGCAUUUGUGACAUAAUGUUGAUUACCACAAAAAAAUAUUUUGACUUGCCCCUCCUUAAAAACAAAGUCUGGGGUUCAGUGAGGCACUUAAAAUGGAAGUGAAUGGGGCCAAUCUGUAAACAUUAAAAUUCUCACUGUUUCAAAAGUAUAGCCACAAGACAUAAACAAUGUGUGUUAACAUGAUUUUAGUGUGAUCAAAUCGCUUACUAACCUUUUCUUUGUAAAGUUACAGCCAAUUUUACAACUUUGUUGCCAUGAUGAUGUAACGUCAACCAACCCUAAACCCUGAAAUGACUGUAAAAAUGAUGAUUUAAAUAACUUUACAGCCAAAUAAUAUGUUUUAACAGAAUUCAUGUAAAUGCUUUUAUAAAAUAAGUUUCACAUUUCUACCUUUAAACCUCCAAAAAGUGGCCCCAUUCACUUCCAUUGUAAGUGCCUCACUGUAACAAUUUUUUUCCUAUCUUUUUUUAAAGAAAAGGAGGGAUGAGUCUAAAUUUAUUUUUGUGGUAAUCAAUAUUAUACCACAAAUGCUGUCGAUUGAGCUUAAAUUGUAUUGAACCCAGAAUAUUCCUUUAAUGCUGUUUUUUUUUUGUUUUUUUUGUUUUUUUUUGUGGACUAGAUUUGAAUGAUUUGGGGUUACUAUAAGGAACUGCCAAAUAACUAUUUU